Molecule: messenger RNA, 2045 nt
Organism: Motacilla alba alba
Lineage: Eukaryota; Metazoa; Chordata; Aves; Passeriformes; Motacillidae
Gene: HTR3A
Product: 5-hydroxytryptamine receptor 3A
Exons: 6
Coding region: 102-1778 (558 amino acids)
Biological process (GO): signal transduction; monoatomic ion transmembrane transport; nervous system process
Cellular component (GO): neuron projection; postsynaptic membrane; synapse
Molecular function (GO): transmembrane signaling receptor activity; extracellular ligand-gated monoatomic ion channel activity; neurotransmitter receptor activity
Source: RefSeq, a predicted model, not a curated record
CCGCCCUGCGCCGCCUGGCCCACCACCUCCUGGCCCGCUACCAGAAGGGCACCCGGCCUGUGCGGGACUGGCGGACGACCACCAACGUGGCCAUCGACCUCAUGGUCUAUGCCAUCCUCAGCGUGGUGAGUCCUCUGCUCCCGUUCCUGGCCGCAGGGAGGGGAGCGGUACCUGGCGCGCAGCAUCCUCUGGGCGUGCCCUGCCCCGCCCCGACACCGCUCCCGUCUUCGCAGGAUGAGAAGGACCAGGUGCUGACCACCUACAUCUGGUACAGGCAGGUGAGUAGCCACGACACCUCGCCCCUUCCCUGUGGCCCCCCUCGGGGUCCAGCACCCCCAAACCCCGUGUUUUCCUGUGAGAGAAGUGUGCAGUCCUGCAGGAGAGCAGGGGGGGAACCCAUCCUGGGGGCUGGCGAGACCUCUGUAGCACAUGAACCUCAAGGCUCAGCUUUCAUGCUCCCUGGCUUGCACUGUCGAAGGAUUAUUCUUCCCUCCCUCCCACGGGUGGGAAGCUUGCCUGGUGCUAGCCUGGGGUCUGUGUGCUGCCGGAGGGGAAGGGCCUCACCCACCAGGUCCCCUCUCCAUUGUCCCCAGCACUGGACAGAUGAGUUCCUCAAGUGGGACCCAGCUCGCUUCGACAACCUGACGGAGAUCUCCCUCCCUGUCGAGAGCAUCUGGGUGCCUGACAUCCUCAUCAAUGAGUUUGUGGAUGUUGGAAAGUCCCCACACGUCCCCUACGUUUACGUCAGCCAUCACGGGGAGGUGCAGAACCUCAAGCCCAUCCAGGUGAUGACUGCCUGCAGCCUGGACAUCUACAACUUCCCCUUCGACGUCCAGAACUGCUCCCUGACCUUCACCAGCUGGCUGCACCACAUUCGCGAUAUCAACCUCUCGCUGUGGCGGCAGCCGGAGCUCGUCAAGUUCGACCAAAGUGUCUUCAUGAACCAGGGCGAGUGGGAGCUGCUCUACGUCCUCAGCCACUUCCAGGAGUUCAGUGUCAAGAGCAGUGACAGCUACGCUGAGAUGAAGUUCUAUGUGGUCAUCCGGAGACGCCCCCUCUUCUACACCGUCAGCCUGCUGCUCCCCAGCAUCUUCCUGAUGGUUAUGGACAUUGUGGGCUUCUACCUCCCUCCCCACAGUGGUGAGAGGGUCUCGUUCAAGAUCACUCUCCUGCUGGGCUACUCGGUUUUCCUCAUUAUUGUGUCCGACACACUGCCAGCUACUGCCGUCGGCACCCCGUUGAUAGGCAUCUACUUUGUGGUGUGCAUGGCACUGCUCGUCAUCAGCCUGACAGAGACCAUCCUGAUUGUGCGCCUGGUGCACCAGCAAGACCUGCAGCCCCAGGUCCCUACGUGGGUGAAACACCUGCUGCUGGAAAGAGCCACCAUCCUGCUCUGUGUCCGGGACAGGAAGAAAUUCAGCCAAAGCAGGACGCAAAGCUUGGACACCUCCAGGCAGGCGGAGAACAAUGACAGCACAGCCAAGCCGACCCCCUAUGUCUGUGAGGAGCCCCGGGAGUGCGGGGCAGGGGGGGGCACGAGGGCUGCACUGGCCUUUGCCGGCCGGCCGGAGGGCUCAGCAGCACUGCAGGAGGUCCUGCGGGAGACCACGGCUAUCCGCCAGCUCCUGGAAAAACGGGAGGAAUUCCGCGACGUCGCCCGGGAGUGGCUGCAAGUGGGCUACGUGUUGGAUGUCCUGCUGUUCCGGGUGUACUUGGCAGCCGUCCUGGCGUACAGCAUCACACUGGGCACCCUCUGGUCGGUGUGGAGGGAUGCCUGAGCAGUGCCCGUUGUCAGGGAUGGGAGAUGGGGGACCUCACUCUGGCGGGUUCCCCCUGGCUCUGGGGCUCGCCAGUGUCUGUCGGGCGCAUCCCUCACGUCCCUCAGCUCCGCAACGGGAAGGCGGAGCUGAGCAGGAGCCCCCAGGACUCCAUGACCCUGCCCGAACCUCUCUCCCUGCUUCCCCUGCCAGCCCGGGAGCGCCUCCGGCCCGGCCCGGCCCCGGCCGCGGCUUCAGCACCGCGGACAGCAGCCCCGCCGCCCGGCC